Molecule: messenger RNA, 493 nt
Organism: Plectropomus leopardus (leopard coralgrouper)
Lineage: Eukaryota; Metazoa; Chordata; Actinopteri; Perciformes; Serranidae
Source: RefSeq, a predicted model, not a curated record
CGUGAAGUCGGUGCAGCAGCAGGACGCCGGGCAGUACUGGUGUGAGGUGGAGUUUCACGGCCUGACCUUCUCCUCAGAGCGAGCCUGGCUCACGGUGGAAGGUGUCCCUCACUUCCUGCUAGAGCCGCAGGACGUCGCCACGUUCCCCAACGUUCCCUUCAACCUCACCUGCGCCGCCGUCGGCCCCCCCGAGCCCGUGGAGGUGCUGUGGUGGCUGGGAGGCAUCCAGGAGGGCGAGCCCCGCCCGUCCCCGUCCGUCCUCCACGUCCCAGGUCAGAACAUGUCCCGCUCGCAGAAAUAACGCAAAAAAAUCCUGUUUCAUUAGUUUUGACAGAUUUGUCAGAGUGAUUACAAUCAAUAGAGUGUUUGGAUUUAAGCUGCUGCAAAAUCACCACGUCUCAGCAGCAAAAUCUGGGGACCAAAACGUCCUCUGAAGUACGCGGCACGUAAACUAAAUAAAAAUACUAAAUAAACUUAACAAAGUAAAUGUGAU